Physella acuta is the source of this 675-nucleotide messenger RNA. RefSeq names its product chondroitin proteoglycan-2. NCBI's taxonomy places the organism in Eukaryota, Metazoa, Mollusca, Gastropoda, Physidae. The record is from RefSeq and is a predicted model, not a curated record.
GAGUGAAUCGAUGCAGUGAGAUGGACUAUAAGAACAGACCGUUGGAGGUCCACAGUAUAGCAGGUCCACUAAGCCGAGUGUAUUCUACCAUCGUUGAGACAUCUCCAAAGACUGAAUCAUGCAGAAGAUUAUUCUUGCAGCUCUGGUUGUGUUGGUACUUGUGAGUACCAUAUACGGGAAACCAGUCCCACAAGAGGAAAUGAACUCUGAACUUAGUGAGCAGGAAGGGAAUGUCGACUACGGGAUUCCGCCAAUAAUCGACUAUGAUGGUCCAAUUGGCCCUAAAUUUGAACCGGUUGACGAGGGUAGCAUCGUGAUCGCAUUUGACCCGUCCUAUUUUUAUGGCGAUGGAUAUGACACUUUUGCCGAAGGUAUCUACACGGGUAGCGGCGACAGUAGCGGCGAUAGUAGUGGCGAGAGCAGUGGCGAGAGUAGUGGCGAGAGUAGUGGCGAGAGUAGUGGCGAGAGUAGUGGCGAGAUUAGUGGCGAGAGUAGUGGCGAGAUUAGUGGCGAGAGUAGCGGCGAGAGUAGUGGCGAGUACCCAAUCAUCGAAUACGUUGCAUAACAAAAAAUUGACAAAGAAAAGUAUGAAAAGAUUACCGGUAAAUUCUGAAUAAAGUUGUAAGUAAAGGCCUAUUAUUAUGUCGAUCAUAAAAAAAAUCCAAAAAAUGAUCA